UGGCCCCAGCAGGUAUAUCAUGGAGCUGGGUCUGCCCACCAUCCUAUUUAUCCUCUUUCCUGGAGUCCUUCUGGGGAGUGAGGUCCUCACAAAGGACUCUUACAGCCUGUCUACCAAGACAGGUAGCAGUAACAUUGACCUGGAUUCGGUGUGUGGACGACCCAGGGCGUCAGGCCGCAUCGUGUCAGGACAGAAUGCCCAACUGGGCCAGUGGCCUUGGCAGGUCAGCGUGAGGGAGGAUGGGGUGCACGUGUGUGGGGGAUCCCUGAUUGCUGAGGACUGGGUGUUGACUGCUGCCCACUGCUUCAACCAGGACCAGUCCCUGUCAAUGUACACAGUACUUCUGGGUACCAUCUCUUCCUACCCUGAGGACAAUGAGCCGGGGGAGCUGAGAGCUGUGGCCCACUGCAUCAAGCACCCAAGCUACUCAGCAGAUGAGCACAGCAGUGGAGAUAUUGCUCUGGUGCAGCUGGCUUCACCCAUCACCUUCAGUGACUAUAUGCUUCCAGUCUGCCUCCCGAAACCUGGAGACCCGCUGGAUCCUGGCACCCUGUGUUGGGUCACUGGCUGGGGACACAUUGGCACAAAUCAACUGCUCCCACCACCCUUUACCCUGCAGGAGUUGCAGGUGCCUCUCAUUGAUGCCGAAACCUGCAAUACCUACUAUCAGGAGAAUUCCGUUUCCAGCACGAAGCCGGUCAUCCUUGAAGGCAUGCUGUGCGCUGGUUUCGAGGAAGGCAAGAAGGAUGCUUGUAAUGGUGAUUCUGGAGGUCCCCUAGUCUGUGACAUUAAUGAUGUCUGGAUCCAGGCAGGGGUGGUGAGUUGGGGAUCUGACUGUGCUCUGUACAAGAGGCCGGGUGUUUACACCAACGUCAGCGUCUACACCUCAUGGAUUCAGAACAUAAUGUGGAAUUUACCCACAGAAGGAAAAAAUUUCUCCCUGAGCCUUUCGAGGACCCCACUCUCCGGUCCGCUGCUGUUUCUCACCUUCCUCAGUUGCACCUUCUUCCUCCUGGGGCCCUAACAGCUCGCAACUUCAUCAUCUCAGCACCUGUAUCCGGAACUGUUACCCUUGAUCUGCUUCUAGGCUAGCACGGCUUCUCUCACGGACCCCCUUCCUGUGUCCUCCCCAGAGGACAAGCACCCCGUCCAUGCUCUGUCCUUCAGGGACCCUCUCCUCACCCCCACAGAAGUCUCCCACAUCAUUAAGACCCUUGGGACCAUCAACUAAACUCUGAUCUUCUGGCCCCUGUAGAACCCGAGCUGCCUCUCACACCCUUGGGGCCUGUGGGUUUCCAGGGGCAGAGGGGCAAGAGUCUUUCUUGCCUCUCACUCGUGGGUGGAGCACAGGUCACAGCCACCUUUCAGGCUAUCCUUUGGUGGCUUCUGUGACUGGGCAAGUCUUUCUCUAGUGAAUCUGAGUCUGAAACAAUAAAGACUAGAUC
This is a messenger RNA of Mastomys coucha (southern multimammate mouse), 1445 nucleotides long. Its product is annotated as serine protease 27-like. Gene Ontology annotation, biological process: proteolysis. Gene Ontology annotation, molecular function: serine-type endopeptidase activity. NCBI's taxonomy places the organism in Eukaryota, Metazoa, Chordata, Mammalia, Rodentia, Muridae. Bases 20 to 1024 code for a protein of 334 amino acids. The record is from RefSeq and is a predicted model, not a curated record. The transcript has 5 exons.